AUGUCACCAAUGUCAGAGUAUUUGAUUCUUGAUUCAAGGUCAAUCCUGCAACACAGAUCAGUUAAAACAAAACCCGUCUGUAAGAAACAUGACCAGACUAAUCAACCAGAAGACAGCACGUAUCCUGGUGUACGACAUGAAGUCCUCAACACGUUUAGAUCAAAUCUGAUGAAGAAGUUUGGUAAUCUGUAUGAGGGAACAGCGACGCAGGGAAACCCAACACUCCUGAAUGAGAUCUACACAGAGCUCUACAUCACAGAGAGUGAGAGUGGAGAGAUCAGUAAUGAGCAUGAGGUGAGACAGAUUGAGACACAAUCCAGGAGAGCAGCAACAGAGGACACAGCCAUCAAAUGCAGUGACAUCUUUAGACCUUUACCUGGACAAGACAAAGCCAUCAGAACUGUGCUGACAAAGGGAGUCGCUGGCAUUGGAAAAACAGUCUCUGUGCAGAAAUUGAUCCUGGACUGGGCUGAAGGGAAAGAGAAUCAGGACGUCCAGCUCAUAUUUCCACUGCCUUUCAGAGAAAUCAAUCUGAUGAAGAACAAAACACUCAGUCUUUCAGAUCUUCUUCAUGUCUUUUUCCCUGAAACUAAAGAAAUGGAAAUAUCCAGUGAUGAAUAUAAAGUGUUAGUAGAAGAGAAAGAUAUACAGAACCCUCGUAUGGCACACUUAGUCGAUUCCCACAUUAUUUGA
Molecule: messenger RNA, 693 nt
Organism: Onychostoma macrolepis
Lineage: Eukaryota; Metazoa; Chordata; Actinopteri; Cypriniformes; Cyprinidae
Product: NACHT, LRR and PYD domains-containing protein 3-like
Exons: 3
Coding region: 1-693 (230 amino acids)
Source: RefSeq, a predicted model, not a curated record